AUGGCAGAGAGAAGACGCUGGAAAGCUUUCGCGACCUCAACCGACACCGUUAUCAUGGACGUGCUCCCGUGUCAAGUGUAUCUCUGCCUCCUCUUAUGGAUUCCUGCUGUGUAUUUGUCUCGUGUUGCGCGCGUCUUCGAGGAUGCUGAGGUGAGCAAGCCCGACAUACAGCGGAUGAUCAACGCGUGCACCCCAGAUGAAAGCAGCGGAGCCACUCCGACAGAUGGUGGGAGCCUGCUGCGGCCUAUUUGCAGGCCUUCACUGCCUUUGCCUGCUACAGAAGACUGGAAUCCGCCUAUGGUCUCUCCUGCGCUAGUGCGGUUCAAGCAUUCUUGGGAGAUCUUUAUAGACUCUCUGCUCCGAGAGUGGAAGACGCUGAACCUGGUAUCGGCUUUAUUUUGCACUGCCAUCCUCACGAUGUUUCAGAUUGAGGCUGCGGCGAACGACUCCUUCGCUCGUUCUGCGGCUCUUUUCUCGCUCGUAUUUGCACUUAUGAGUUUGUGCUAUGGAUGCGUUUAUAUUGUCCGAUUCGGCGCUAUGAGAAGCAUGGGCAGAGCAUCUCGCUGGGCAGAGGAAGCGCAGAAAUCUGAGACUGCGGUAUUCUGGAAUAUCUGGAAUCUCCUCGCCACUCCCGCGAUAUGGCUGGCCUAG
This is a messenger RNA of Sparassis crispa, 651 nucleotides long. RefSeq lists its product as hypothetical. NCBI's taxonomy places the organism in Eukaryota, Fungi, Basidiomycota, Agaricomycetes, Polyporales, Sparassidaceae. The coding region runs from base 1 to 651 and encodes 216 amino acids. The record is from RefSeq and is a predicted model, not a curated record. The transcript is spliced from 3 exons.